This is a messenger RNA of Acipenser ruthenus (sterlet), 2034 nucleotides long. Its product is annotated as vesicle transport protein USE1-like. Bases 262 to 912 code for a protein of 216 amino acids. Gene Ontology annotation, molecular function: SNAP receptor activity. The transcript has 8 exons. Gene Ontology annotation, cellular component: endoplasmic reticulum; SNARE complex. Gene Ontology annotation, biological process: retrograde vesicle-mediated transport, Golgi to endoplasmic reticulum. Lineage: Eukaryota; Metazoa; Chordata; Actinopteri; Acipenseriformes; Acipenseridae. The record is from RefSeq and is a predicted model, not a curated record.
UCACACACCCAGAGCCACGUCAUAGUGGACAAGACAGACGCUUGCUAAAUUUUACAUCUUAUAAUGAAAGCGUUGAACACAGUUCGUAUUUUAUUGCUUUUGACUUAGUGACACGCACGGCAGACAUAUAAUGUGGACCACCCACCCACACACGACCACGUAGCUGAAGUUUAAUAUGUGACAGAAGAAAUACGCUUUGGAACUUCCCGUCAAAUCUGUAUCGCAGGUUUGCUGGAAUUCUAUGUAAGCGCCCUUGAGGAAAUGCUGGCAGCUCUAAAGAAAAGUACAAGUAAACCUGUUCCAGAGGCCUUGACCGAUUACACCCGGAAAGUAGAAUUUCUGAAAGGAUUAUUGGAAGCUGAGAAACUGACGUCUCCGACAGAGAAAGCUCUGGCCAAUCAGUUUCUGGCCCCCGGAAGAACUCCGACCACUGGGAACGAGAGAACGUCAGCCAGCAAAACCGUCCACCUGCAGACGAAAGCCAGGUGUACUGGAGAGAUGAGGAACGAGCUCCUCGGCACAACAUCAAAUACAGGUGCUGGAGAUGCAGAGCUGAGAAAUAGGAGGGGCACAGCGCUUGAUGAGAGGCAAUCGGCAACGGAGCUCGACACAGUCCUCCAGCACCACCACAACAUCCAGGAGAAACUAGCAGAGGAGAUGCUGAGCCUGGCUCGCAAUCUGAAGAACAACUCCCUAGCAGCACAGAACGUCAUCAAAAUGGACAAUCAGACACUGACCCAGUCCAUGAGGAUGGCAGACGUGAACUUUGAGAAGCUGAAGACAGAAUCAGAAAGGCUGGAGCAGCACACCAAGAAAUCCGUGAACUGGCUGCUUUGGAUCAUGCUGAUCAUUGUCUGUUUUAUUUUCAUCAGCAUGAUUCUGUUCAUAAGAAUCUUUCCUAGACUUCGCUGAUUCUAAUAAUAAUGAUUCACAUAAUCCUCUAUAUUGAAUUAUCCUUUAAUACAGAUGAUCUAUAUAUAGAAAGACACCGGGUGGAAGCAGCAAAGAGUCUUCAUGAUGAUCUGUUUUAGACAAAGGACACAGCAAUGUCUGUCUGCGUACAGGAUUUAGCUGUAGUUCCCUGCAGACAAUAUUCAUAAUCUCACCCUUCACCUGCUUCUGUAGUCAAGAGUCGUCCUGUUCACAAAUGCAUGAUGAAUUCACGGGUCAGUCUGUUGCUGUUCCGUUUGAGAGUCAUGCGUUUUCAGACCACACCUCUCAACCUGCAAAGAAGCUAGCAAUGAAUUAAAAAACAUGACACUUAAGGAAUUAAGGAAAUGAGCAGAUUCUGCACUCAAAAUCACUGCGUGGUCGUGAUGCUGUCUACACAAAAGCUUGACGUGGUGCUGUUUGUGGAUUGCGGAACGUGGUCUGAAAACUCACGGCAAUACCCCUCUUUCCCAUACAGCAGGGUCUGUGGGUCAAAACAGCAAGUCUGUAUUUUCUGUGCCUUGGGUAGCUGAAUUUAUCCAGAAUUACAUUUUGAUUUAUUCUGCCACUGUUUUUAACAUCGUUCAGUCUUAUUUGAUACAGUGUUAUCCAGUGCGUGUAGAAGAUAUAAUUAUUUAGCGAAGGAUUUGAAAUAACAUUGGUUGGAUACUUGUAGGUUGAUCAUUAUGACCUACAUCAACCAAAAAGCACAUUUUGUUUCUUUCAUUGUAUGUCACCACCAAUUCUGACCCAUAGAAACCUCAGAUGUAAUAUUCUAAUUAUUAAUAAUUGUUUUUCUUGUAAGUAUAGGUCUCCAGUUUUGACCAAAACAUUAUUUAUGGCCUUGGGCUCACUGACAUAAGUGGAACUGGUAUAUUGUUGGGUGGGGGUGAUUGCAAGUGGUAACAUGAGCUGUUUAAAUAAAGUCAUUGAGGCCACGUGUACUGACACAGUAUACUGUUAUAUAGUAAUGUAUUAUAUAUUUUAUUUAAUAAUUUAAACUCAUUCACAGGUGUCUUUUUUUGUGCUGGAGAACAAAUAAUUGAGUGUGAUUGUUUGGGGGGGUGUGAUGUUUGGCUGUUUGAUGAGAAUAUUCCUCUUCGA